Mesorhabditis spiculigera is the source of this 501-nucleotide messenger RNA. Lineage: Eukaryota; Metazoa; Nematoda; Chromadorea; Rhabditida; Rhabditidae. The record is from the annotation of a GenBank genome assembly.
AUGUACGACGGAAAGCAAUUAGACUUGCAAAUAAUGGAAAGAUAUGAUGUGGUUGUGUUCGAGCUUCAUCUACGACGGCGGAUGUUGUAUUUUAUGUAUAAUAUCAUUUAUCCAUGUGUUAUGCUUUCGAUCCUUACUCUCAUGCAGUUUAUUUUGCCAUGUGAGAGUAGCGAAAAGGUAACCCUUGGACUAACCGUGCUCCUGGCGUAUUCCGUGUUUUCAUUCAGCAUCGCGGAAAGUAUGCCAGAAACGAGUGAUGUGAUUCCAUUGAUUGCAAUAUAUUUAAUGGCAAAUAUGGGAUUGUCGGCCGUCUCAGUUGCGUUUUCUGUCCUUGUUCUAAACCUACGACACGGUGUGGAAAAUCGAUCCAAAAUGCCGUCAUUCGUCCGCUUCAUCGGCUUUAAAGUGAUUGGACGGAUUGUCGGCGCUGGGUUGAGACAGCCAGCACCCCCGAAAAAGCGUUCUUAUUUGGAUUCAAUCAAUGAAGAUAACCAGGCAAGC